CGAGACAGUAGAGGCUUCCAGGACCUGCGUGGUACGACUUUUCCCUGAGUUAAUAUGGCGGGUUAGCCACUGAUACCGUCGUGAGGAUUAGGAGGCAGGGAUUUGCCUGCGAUCUCCUCAGCGAUGGCGCUUUGGCCGCGGCUCUGGAAGUCGAUGUUGGUUCUCAGGAAUCCGGAGUGCGGGUUUGCAGCCCUCUCCAGUGCCACGCCGGCGGUGGAGCCUCAAGUGGAGCCCCUGGGAAAUGAAGCCGUCGCGCCGGAGUUCACCAACAGGAACCCCCGGAAUCUGGAGCUCUUGGCUGUAGCCAGGAAAGAGCGGGGUUGGGGGACAGUGUGGCCCUCGCGUGAGUUCUGGCACAGGCUGCGAGUUAUAAAGACUCAGCAUCAUGUAGAAGCGAUUGUCGAGCAUCGAAAUGGCAAGGUGGUGGUUUCAGCAUCCACUCGAGAAUGGGCUAUUAAAAAGCAUCUCUACAGAACCAGAAACGUGGUGGCUUGUGAGAGCAUAGGCCGAGUGCUGGCAGAGCGGUGCUUGGAGGCAGGAAUCAACUUCAUGGUCUACCAGCCAACCCCUUGGGAGGCAGCCUCAGACUCGAUCAAACGUCUGCAGAGUGCCAUGACGGAAGGUGGCGUGGUGCUGCAGGAGCCGCGCAGGAUCUAUGAGUGAAAUGGAAGCAUAGACAUUUUGAACAUGUAAAUCUAAAACUGUCAGCCUCUACAGCCAUCAAAGAAGGCGUUUGGAAGAAAAACCAGCUUGGAAGUUUUGUAGCAAUGAUGUAACAGUGGAAGAUUAUUUGUAGUUAAGGUCAUUCCCCUCCCCUUUGUGUAUGGUGGUUUUGUUGUUUUAAUCAAGUGCUAAAUUCCUCUCUCUUCUUGGAGUUGAGAGAAGUACAAAGCAGACACCAAUUAACUUUUGAAGAGCAAAUUAAAAGUUGCUUGUAAGUUACCAAAUAAAGGCAUUUAUGAACUCUUG
This is a messenger RNA of Sciurus carolinensis (gray squirrel), 969 nucleotides long. RefSeq names its product mitochondrial ribosomal protein L18 (gene Mrpl18). Gene Ontology annotation, molecular function: structural constituent of ribosome; 5S rRNA binding. The transcript has 4 exons. Lineage: Eukaryota; Metazoa; Chordata; Mammalia; Rodentia; Sciuridae. Gene Ontology annotation, cellular component: mitochondrion; ribosome. The record is from RefSeq and is a predicted model, not a curated record. Gene Ontology annotation, biological process: translation. Bases 124 to 663 code for a protein of 179 amino acids.